AGGUCUUAACCAUACAAACCGCCGUUAAACUCCAUAGAAGGAGGUCUCAACCAUACAGAAAAGCAACAGCUAUAGACCAGCACCCCUAUCAUACAUUUAUUUUGACAGUGUGCACAUCCUGCACAGACUUAUUCUGCAAUAACUGACAGUAUCUGUUGGUGUUUGGUUUUGGUCCUAAAUCAGCAGCUAUGGAUUUGGUGUGGCUGGUGUGUUUGGCUGUGAGCUUCGGAACCGGGUUCGCUWCUGCAGAGAGACACAGCGUCUUCUGGAAUAGUACAAACCCAAAUUUCCUAUGGGAUGAGUACACAGUGGAGGUGAAAAUCAACGACUACCUGGACAUCAUCUGUCCUCACUACACGCGCGGGGAGCUGCCGUCCCAGGAGGCRGAGCGGUACGUGCUGUACAUGGUGGAGAAGGAGGARUAUGAGGUGUGUAAGCCCCACUCCUUCGACCAGCUGCGUUGGGAAUGUUCCCGACCCUUCGCUGCCCACGCCCCCGAGAGGUUCUCCGAGAAGUUCCAGCGCUUCACCCCCUUCACCCUGGGCAAGGAGUUCAGACAUGGAGAGAGCUACUACUAUAUCUCCAAGCCGCUGCAUCACCACGGCCAGGAGUGUCUGAGGCUGAAGGUGGAUGUGGUUGGACCUCAUGGUUCUGGGAAGGCCAAGYCUGACAAAGUCAAGGAUGGAGRGAUGGAGAAAGCGAUGGAUGGAGGAAAGGGAAAGAUAGGAGCAGGAGGAGUGCACAACCCCUCCAACAGGCUUCCAGCCGAUGACCCUACUGUGUUGGAGCCUAAGGUCCAGAAGAGUGUGGGUAGUUCAGGUGUUCAGCUGGUCUCCCUGUCGGUCUUCUUCACCCUGUUCCCCGUCCUACUAUCCCUGUUGCUAUAUUGAGACUGAGUUACAGACCUAGCUACAACAGAGACACUGUCAACCCAAUGCUGGACAUUGGCACAGAGAAGAUUUUUAUAGAUAUUUUUAUAUUUGCAACUGGACUGAGCUGCUGCAUGUGUGUGUGUGUGUGUGUGUGUGUGUGUGUGUGUGUGUGUGAUUGGAACGUGGAUCGUUCCAGAGACAAUGAUCUUCAAGAGUAUUUUCUGAAGGAUAUUUUUCUACAUGUUUUUGUAAAUGAAAGAGGAUGGAUGCUAUUUCCCUUUUCACUCCAUUUGAUCUGUAUGGAGACCUGGAAACCCCACUGACUCUGGAACAGAUCUAACUGGAAACGUGAUGUACUAAUCAUUAUUAGAAAACUGACAAAGGGAUAACUGUUUUCAUGAUUACCCUGAAUUGAUUUGUAACAGUGAUUAUACACUGAGUGUAAAAAAACAUGAUCAAUACCUUCCUAAUAUUGAGUUGCACCCCCUUUUGCCCUCAGAACA
Molecule: messenger RNA, 1375 nt
Organism: Salvelinus sp. IW2-2015
Lineage: Eukaryota; Metazoa; Chordata; Actinopteri; Salmoniformes; Salmonidae
Gene: efna1b
Product: ephrin-A1b
Biological process (GO): axon guidance; ephrin receptor signaling pathway
Cellular component (GO): plasma membrane
Molecular function (GO): ephrin receptor binding
Source: RefSeq, a predicted model, not a curated record